AUUUAUAUUUUUGUGUAUUAAAAUUGAAUAUCGAAAGCGUUAAAAUUGAUUUGUGGAUACAUUUUUAAUGAUUGCAUGAUAAAAAAAAUGUAUGUAAUAAAAGAAGCGAUCAUCCAGUGAAUAUACAUGUGUACAAAACAUUCAAAUCACGUCUGAAAACCAAUUUGUUGAUGAGAUAUAUCAAGAAAAGAAAAAGAGUUGUUGGUACAUAAUUGAUCAUGAGUGUAUGAAAUGUUAGGAAUGCUAACAUUAAGUAAAUGUGUAACAGGUGUAGAAUCUUUGCCGCAUCGUUUGCAAUUGCUUCAUCAUUGCGUUCUCGUCAUUAUCAACGAUGUUCAGUGAAUGAUGGCCACUCAUCUCAGUUCGUCGUGUUGUAAUUAACCCGUUCGCUUGUUUUCUAUCGCACGAAUACGAAUAAGAAAAGAAAAAGAAGAAAAAGUUAUUAAUAAACCGAAAGUUCGAUGACAGCAACCAAAGAGAACAAGUGAUAAAAACCAAUGAAAAAGGAAUAAAUGGAAGAUCAAGAAAACACCUAACUUGUUUUAGAAUAACUAUCAUCAUUAUCAUACUCAUGCAUCGAUUAUUCGGAACGUGAACGAUUGCAUAAAAACAAGAAUACAAACACUGUUGUCAACAUUUCGUUCACCGUUCAAUCGGUUAAACAAGUGAUUUCUUUGCGUAUUCGAUAUAAAUAGGCGACUUUAUAUGAAAAAAAAAAUUCGAUAACUCGUCAAUUUGCAAAGAAAAUACGGUGAAAGUUUAAUACUCACAUUUAUACAUGAUCAGAAUGGAUCACAUCAACGUUUAACAAUGGACGCAGAUGUAAUAAAGGCAUUGAAAACUCAAGCUGCCUACUUGGCGGGCAAUCGAGAUCGUCCGAUAAUAAUUGUAAAAUCACCUGCUGCGGAAUUAAAGUCAACAUGGAAAAAACAACCGUUAGACCUGUGCCUUCAGUAUUUAAUUAGCAGUUUGAGCAAAGAGACUGUAGACAGUGAACUAAAUAUCAUCAUUGAUAUUCAGUUAUGCUCGUGGCGAUAUGCGCGGAAUACAAUCCAAUAUGUAAAUGAAUUGCUGAAUAAUAAAAAUGCUAAAUUUUAUGCUGUUCGGGCUGAAGCAUUUGGUUUAGACAAUUGUACAAAAGCCCACCAGUAUAUGGAUGUGUCAGUUGUGACCAAAUUGAGAUUAUUGAAAUAUUUCAAAAGUGAAGAGCUUCCAGAAGAGCUGGGUGGAUCGCUAUCUUUAAAUCAUGAACAAUGGUUAAAGAGUCGAAUCCGCAUUGAAGAUUUUCGAAAAUCCUUCAACAAAGUUAUUGUUGAUUUAGACAAUUUCAUCGAGUCAAUGCAAGACCUCAAAACAAUGCGACCCACGGAGAUCAGUGAGAUUUUAAAAAGAAGAUCCGGCACAAAUAUUGAAAUGCAAAACAUCGUUAAAAUGAUCAUAAAAAAUGGUAAUAAAUUGUUGCUCGAAUUGAAUGAUUCGUUGAAUAAAAAUUAUUGCAAAACACGAGAUAUUAUCGAUGCAAGAGAGUCGAUCAAACGUAUGCUCAAUAAGAUGGAGCAAAAGCAAAUGGAUUUCUCGGCGAUCUGGUGUGAGUUUGAGACGUACUUAUCAAAUUUGAAAGUGGCAACGUCGCUCAUCGACAACAUUGGCACGAUUACAAAAUGGAUUAUGGGCAAAGGCGAAGAGUUAAUUAGUGAACAGCAUAAAAUCGGUGCAGACUUGGAAACAUCUGAAGCAUUACGUGAUGCGCAUGAUGCGCUCGAAAUGAAAUGUUGCGAUACGUAUGGAUAUUAUGCUGAAUUAAAUUUUAAAAUUCAAAUGUUUACGAGCGAAAAAGAUUCAAUAACAGCCAAUUCGGUAACGUACAAAGAUUUACUAGCUCAAAAACAAUUUAUGGACUUUUUGUGUCGCAGUUUUGCGAAUCGUUUGGAAAAGCGUCGCAUCAUUUUAAUCACAUGUGUACGAUUUUAUCGGCUUGUCACUACGUAUUUUGAGCGCACAAGUCAAGUUUGGAAGCAAAAUAUUGUCGGUAAUAAACUGUUUGACUAUGAUAUGUGCAUGAAAAAAUUGAAAUCAUUGCGCGAAUCAAAUAAUAAUCUGGAACGAAUGGUGGAUGAAUUAGAAAAAGAAGGCGAAAAAUUAAGCGAUCUACUAUCGAUGCCGGUGAAAGAUGUGCUUGGACGUGACACAGGAGUUGAUUACACCGAUGAAAUUUCCGUAGUACGAGAUAUUCUUCAAGAAACAACAAAUCGGCGACGUAUUUUUUCGGAGAGUUUUGAACUACAAACAUUGACAUUUGAACAAAUUAUCUCGAUUUAUUCGUAUGAGAAAGAUGCAAUGAUGGCAAGUAAAUGGAUCGAUGACUUAUUAGCAAUUACGAUAAAAACACAUUCAUACGUCGGAUGCAAUAUAUUCGAAAUCCAAAGACAAAAACAAAACCUUCAAAAUAUUCAACAAACCGCCAGAAGAAUCUUUGAUUACGGAAAUCAGCUUUUGGAAGCGUCAAUGGCCUUACGUAUAAAUUGUAAACUGGAUGAUUCGCAAAGUCGUGAAAAAAUGAAAAGUCUACUCGAAACUUGGAAAAGUUUAGAAAAUAUAAGUCAGGAGCAACUGUGCCGAUUGAGGGUCAGUUCUGUAUUUCAUCGCACUAUGGAAGAACACUGCCAACAGCUAAAGGACUUGAAGGAAACUAUUGAGGCCGAAUCCGAAUAUGAAAAUAAAGAGGAGAAAUUGUUGCGGUUACGUCUACAUAUGCUUAAUCGAGAGCAAUUGAUUCUUGAAAUCGGUCGAAUGGUGCGGCUGGGAAAAUUGCUUAGGUCACGAUUGAAGGAACCAUUUGGGAAAAUCGAAGAUGAAAGCGAUUCAGCACUUCCAAUAACACAACAUGUUGAAAGCAACAUGAUUGCAGCCAAUGCCAUUACUGGAAAAUUAAAUGAGGUCUCCAAAAUAGCGGAGUCGCUUGAUGUUGCUUUGAGAGAAACUCAAACCAUUCUUGAGCUUGACAUUGGCCAAACAAACUCUUUAGAACGGAAAAUCGACGGAAACACAAGUAUUGACAGUCGAGGAAGCAUCGAUGAACUAAAUUCAUUUGCAAAAUCUUCAACGGAAGAUGAAUCAUUUAUGACAGCAUCUGAAUGCACCUUAACGCCACAUUCACAUUCGUCAUCAUAUGAAACAGCUUCGGAAGGUGGUCUAAUGUCGCCAUGGGCGAGCAGUGGAACGGAUAAAAAUUCAUUUGAAACAUGCAGCAGUUCUGACUCUGAGGUGCCAUCAAUGCAACUACUCUCUGGUGUUAUUUCAUCGGCAAUCAAUUCAUUUUAUGAUUCGGACAACAGUUUUCAAUCGAUUUAUAAUUCAAGUGAAGAUGUUGAUGAUGAUUUGAACAGUUGCACGAAGAACAAGAGUAUUGAAUGUUCGGAUUUAUCUGAUGUGUUUAUUAAAGCUACAAAACAUACUGUCAAGGGUUGUUUGUAACCCUGAUAAUAGGCUAAUUUAGUUUUUGUUUAUACAAUUCGAAAUUUCAUAUUACAAUCAUUUUCACACUAGUUUUAUUAUAUACACUUUGGCAUUUUUAGAUGGAAUAUUUUGAAUGUAAGAAUGUUUAUGAGAAUACAUCCCCAUAAAUAUAAAUUGAAAAUUAACAGUUCUUCAUUUGGAAGUGGAACAACUCUCGUUAAUAAAAUAUGCUGACAACAUUCACGACGAAU
Molecule: messenger RNA, 3707 nt
Organism: Contarinia nasturtii (swede midge)
Lineage: Eukaryota; Metazoa; Arthropoda; Insecta; Diptera; Cecidomyiidae
Product: SEC14 domain and spectrin repeat-containing protein 1-B
Exons: 10
Coding region: 811-3474 (887 amino acids)
Source: RefSeq, a predicted model, not a curated record